AUGCCGGCCGGAGGGUUCUCGGUGUCGGCGCCGUCCGGCGUCGAGUUCGAGGCCAAGAUCACGCCGAUUGUCAUCAUCUCCUGCAUCAUGGCGGCCACCGGCGGUUUGAUGUUCGGCUACGACGUCGGCAUCUCAGGCGGGGUGACGUCGAUGGACGACUUCCUGGGCAAGUUCUUCCCGGCGGUGCUGCGGAAGAAGCAGGAGGACAAGGAGAGCAACUACUGCAAGUACGACAACCAGGGCCUGCAGCUGUUCACGUCGUCGCUCUACCUCGCCGGGCUGACGGCCACCUUCUUCGCCUCCUACACCACGCGCCGCCUCGGCCGGCGCCUCACCAUGCUCGUCGCCGGGGUCUUCUUCCUCGUGGGGGUCAUCUUCAACGGCGCCGCCCAGGACCUCGCCAUGCUCAUCGUCGGCAGGAUCCUGCUCGGCUGCGGCGUCGGCUUCGCCAACCAGGCGGUUCCCCUGUUCCUGUCUGAGAUCGCGCCGACGAGGAUCCGCGGCGGGCUCAACAUCCUGUUCCAGCUCAACGUCACCAUCGGCAUCCUCUUCGCCAACCUCGUCAACUACGGCACCUCCAAGAUCCACCCGUGGGGAUGGAGGCUGUCGCUGUCGCUGGCGGGCAUCCCGGCGGUGCUGCUCACCCUGGGCGCGCUCUUCGUGACGGACACGCCCAACAGCCUCAUCGAGCGCGGACGCCUGGAGGAGGGCAAGGCCGUGCUCAAGAAGAUCCGGGGCACCGACAACGUGGAGCCGGAGUUCAACGAGAUCGUGGAGGCGAGCCGCGUGGCGCAGGAGGUGAAGCACCCGUUCCGCAACCUCCUCCAGCGCCGCAACCGCCCGCAGCUCGUCAUCGCCGUCCUCCUCCAGAUCUUCCAGCAGUUCACGGGGAUCAACGCCAUCAUGUUCUACGCGCCCGUGCUGUUCAACACGCUGGGGUUCAAGAGCGACGCGUCGCUCUACUCGGCGGUCAUCACGGGCGCCGUCAACGUGCUCUCCACGCUCGUGUCCGUCUACUCCGUCGACCGCGUCGGCCGCCGGAUGCUGCUGCUGGAGGCCGGCGUGCAGAUGUUCCUGUCGCAGGUGGCCAUCGCCGUCGUGCUGGGCAUCAAGGUCACCGACCACUCCGACAACCUGGGCCACGGCUGGGCCAUCGCGGUCGUCGUCAUGGUCUGCACCUUCGUCUCCUCCUUCGCCUGGUCGUGGGGGCCCCUGGGCUGGCUCAUCCCCAGCGAGACCUUCCCGCUGGAGACGAGGUCGGCGGGGCAGAGCGUCACCGUCUGCGUCAACCUGCUCUUCACCUUCGUCAUCGCGCAGGCCUUCCUUUCCAUGCUCUGCCACCUCAAGUACGCCAUCUUCGUCUUCUUCUCCGCCUGGGUACUCGUCAUGUCGCUCUUCGUCCUCUUCUUCCUGCCGGAGACCAAGAACGUGCCCAUCGAGGAGAUGACCGAAAGGGUGUGGAAGCAGCAUUGGUUCUGGAAGCGCUACAUGGACGACGACCACCACCACAUCGUCAACGGCAAGAUCACCGCCAACAAUGGCGCCUCCGUUUAA
Miscanthus lutarioriparius is the source of this 1554-nucleotide messenger RNA. The record is from the annotation of a GenBank genome assembly. NCBI's taxonomy places the organism in Eukaryota, Viridiplantae, Streptophyta, Magnoliopsida, Poales, Poaceae.